AUGGCAAGUUUUAGAAAUAACACAAAUGCCGACUGGUUACUGGAUCCCCUGAGCCCUCAUCUGGCUGCAGUCUACACACUCAUCGCCUGCCUGGCUGUGCUUGGUAACGGCAUGGUCAUCACUGUUAUUCUGCUCAGACGACAAGUGUUCUGCUCCUUCACCAAUCGUCUCAUCUUACACCAGUCUAUCAUUGACUGCCUUGCUGGAGUCAUGUUUUUCUUACACCUGGUCGUUAUAAAUGCUAAACAUAUUUCAGUAUCCAUCGAGGAUACCUUAAAGGAUCAACUAGUCUGUCGCUUUUUGUAUUCGGGUUUCGCGCUUUGGUGGGUCAAUGUGACAUCCACGUACAAUCUUGUCAUGAUAUCGCUGGAGCGGUUUAUGGCGACUUGCCACCCGGUGAAGCAUCGCAAUACCUGGUCCGCAGCCAAGCUGAAGUUUGCAGUGGGCAUCGCAUGGGCUACCGGCUUCAUCUACAGCGCCCACUUUGUGUUUAUAGCUGAACCCCAUCAGGGGCAUUGCCGACCGACAGAACUGGUAACCAGUUUGAAGAUUUUCGAAGCUUCAGCGGUGAUUACUAUCGAAUACUUGGUGCCCAUGACCAUUCUGAUCUAUACAUACAGCCAGAUAAUCAUCACGCUCACCAAGAAAUCUGCUAAUCCAAUGAACGGUCCUCGGAAUGUCAUGAAUAAAGCUAAGAAGAACGUCCUCGUUACAACGCUGCUGAUAGGUGUUUUGUUUACAGUGUUCUGGACACCAUCGGAAAUCUUGUAUAUUUGCCAACUAUUUUCCGGGGAUUGGGACAUUUUGUUUUACUCCCUGAUUACCAGCUUGUUGGCCUGCAACAUGUUGGUCAACCCGAUCAUUUACUGCUUCAAGUACGAUCAUUUUCGGUCGGAGUUGAGAAACCUGGUCAUCGGGAGGUGUCGUAGAAACCGAGUGGAGGACGGGGAUGCCAUUCCAGCGCCAGCCGCUGCCCGGAGAAUGAACACAAAUGAAGCAGUCAUAUCACUGUAA
Molecule: messenger RNA, 1014 nt
Organism: Patiria miniata (bat star)
Lineage: Eukaryota; Metazoa; Echinodermata; Asteroidea; Valvatida; Asterinidae
Product: cephalotocin receptor 2-like
Exons: 1
Coding region: 1-1014 (337 amino acids)
Biological process (GO): G protein-coupled receptor signaling pathway
Cellular component (GO): membrane
Molecular function (GO): G protein-coupled receptor activity
Source: RefSeq, a predicted model, not a curated record